AUGCUUGGUGACGCCGAACUCCAAGCGCUUGGGGGUAACCUCAGGGCCGUCUCGGAAGAAAACCAGAAACAGCAGCAUGACCUGCAGAAGCUUCUCGAUCAGUUCCAGUCUCUACUAGAUAGUUAUAGCCGCCUGAAGAGCGACUAUGAGGAGGAGAAAGAGGGGCGAGAGAGGUACAAAAAGCUGGCAAAAACCCAGGAACGGAAUCCAUUUGUGCUGGUCCUAGUUGACGGCGAUGGCUAUCUGUUCAAAGACCAUCUCAUCAAAUCCGGCGCUCAAGGUGGAGUGAAAGCAGCGCAGCUACUAAGCGAAUCUAUUACGGACCUCAUCAAUGAGCGGCUCGGGAGCCAAGCGGAUCAAUGUCGGAUCAUGGUGCGCAUUUAUUCCAACGUUCUCGGGCUGUCGAAGACUUUGGCUCGUGUCGGGCUUGUGGGAAAUGAAGCACGGUCGUUCUCGAGCUUUACUUCGAGCUUUACCCGCGCCCAGGACUUAUUCGACUAUGUCGAUGCUGGCGACAAGAAGGAAGGCGCCGAUUAUAAAAUCAGAGGUGCCAUUAUCCUAGAGCCUGAGAUGUUCCGCUUGUUCGCAGACAAUCAGCAGUGCAAGCAUAUAUUCUUUGCCGGGUGCCACGAUACGGGCUAUUUGUCCUUGCUAACGCCAUACCGCGGCAAGACCGACCGUAUUACCUUGAUUAAGGCUGCUUCGUUCCAUCAUGAGUUCGACGGCCUCGAUUUCGCCGUACGCGAGCUUCCCGGAGUUUUUAUGUCAACUCAGUUUGGUGGAAGCCAUAUUCCGGCUCCUAUUCCACCUACCGCUCCUGCUAAUCCACCUGCUCCGAAAGUCUGCGCCCAUUAUCAAAAGGGCAUCUGCCGCUAUGGCAAUAAAUGUACAAAGGUACACCAAGACCCCAACCAGAAGUUAUCCAAAACAGUAGAGGAUAACUUCGUCCCCUCGACACCGUCCCAUUCAAAAGAUUCCAAAGCGGAGAUUCGAGGCCACAAACCCAACUCUGCAUCACUUCCUAUUAUAGAUUCCAGGUCACUGGAGUUUAUCCCAAUGAACAAGGACGGGGAACGUAUUGACCCUUAUGUCCCUCCCCCAUCCAAGGAUAGCUGGGACAAGUACAAGCGGCGCGCCGCUCUAUGCAAACCGUGCAACAACUAUUAUCUCGCUGGCUGCUGUAAUAGCGAGAACUGCGAACUCGACCACCGGCCUAUUGAGGUUGACACACUCAAUGUGCUGAACUGCAAGAGCUUUAAAACUUGCAAGUUCGGCCGACAUGCCCACUUUUUGGAUUACGCCGUGACUCGGUGGGAGGAGCCGAUUGAACGACAGACAUCUGAUGACUCUCCGGCUAGUGAGACGUCGGAAAAUACCACUUCUACGGAUGAUAUGAGAUAUGCCGACGAGUCUCCGGUUGGAGUUGCCGUGCAAAGUACAGCAUGA
Aspergillus mulundensis is the source of this 1446-nucleotide messenger RNA. Its product is annotated as zinc finger CCCH domain-containing protein. Gene Ontology annotation, molecular function: metal ion binding. The record is from RefSeq and is a predicted model, not a curated record. The transcript is spliced from 5 exons. NCBI's taxonomy places the organism in Eukaryota, Fungi, Ascomycota, Eurotiomycetes, Eurotiales, Aspergillaceae. Bases 1 to 1446 code for a protein of 481 amino acids.